Ruditapes philippinarum (Manila clam) is the source of this 2106-nucleotide messenger RNA. RefSeq lists its product as uncharacterized. NCBI's taxonomy places the organism in Eukaryota, Metazoa, Mollusca, Bivalvia, Venerida, Veneridae. The record is from RefSeq and is a predicted model, not a curated record. Bases 113 to 1573 code for a protein of 486 amino acids. The transcript has 2 exons.
GUUUAGAUAAACGAUGUGAAAAUAUUUAUUUAUAGAUUAAUAGUAAUUUCCGAAUCUUUUAAAACAAUACACAAAGAAAGCUAGACAUAUAUUCACAUACAUUAAAGGAAAUAUGAAUUUUUCUACUAUAAUCUACGAACGUACAAAGCGAGGAGAGAGUACCAACAGAUUUGAAGAAAAUGUAGAAGAUUUUCUUAUCAAACUUUUUAAGGAUGUAUUGGUAGAAGAAAGGUGGGCGUCAGAGAUAUCUGAUUUGAAAAGUGCUACAAGAGAAAUGAUGGAACGUUUCAUCAUCGAAGCUUUUGAAUUCACUGAUGAUUACAACAAUGAAAUUUUGAAGAAGUGUUUAAAACCUGUAGGAAGUAUGGAAGAUGGUACAAGCAUAUGCAAACCGGAUGAAUUCGAUUUCAUUUUCGAAAUUCCAUAUCCGGGCUUUGAAGCAAAGCCAUCUACCAACCCGACCACACUUUAUUUUCCGACCAGCAAAUGUCCAAGACUUGUUGUAAAGCCAUGCGACGUGAGAUUUCGCCGAUUGUUUCAAAAUCAAGCUGAGGUGCAAUCUACAUCAUUCUUACAACAUUUUUGUAUGAAGUUCACAAAAGCAGUUGCUGCCCUAAGUAAAACAGAACCGGUCAAAAGAGGUAAUUACCGUUUACAAAUGCUUGAUCCAAGUGAUGACCAUUGCAGCAGCGGAUUUCAAGGACCAGCAUUUCAUCUACACAACCAUCUUGUGUGGAUUUCACCUUCAGGUCACGAGCAUUUUGUUUCCAUUGACUUAGUUCCUGUAGUUGUACUACAAGAUGAGGAACUCUGCAGACAGGUGCCAAAGUUUGACCAAAACGAUGAAAACGAUUGCGAGCAUGAAUUACCAACAAAGUAUUAUCUUAUACCAAUGAAGAGUAGAUCAAUUCACUCAACAGUGGUAGUUGCCUUUGAUGGGGAAGAUAAUGAAAUGAUGAAAGAUUUCGCUCUUUCAAAUUUUACAAUAUCAUUUGCUGAUUACGAAAAUAGUAUAAUGAAACAGUGGAAAAGCGAGAUCUCGGCAUACCAUAACUGGUACAUCUGUUACACAUUGAUGAAAUGUUUUGGAACCAUUGACCAUACCUGUUCUAACUACGUAAACAUAGGGGAAUCAGGAACCGUAAGUUUAUCUAUCAGUGGAGUUGUUUCAAUUCCAGAGCGCAAUGAAUCUUUAUCAAGUUAUGCUUGGAAACUUCUGAUAUUUGAACAAGCUAAGAUAUACGACGGGCUGCAACUUUCUCUAUAUGAAUGUUUCGUCUCCAUCAUAUCCAUGUUCAAAUCAAGCAACCUAAUCAGUAUACCAGCGUUCACAAUUAAUUCCUUCUGGUGCCAAGAAGUUACGGAGACUGUUUAUCUACUACAGCAGAAUACUUCAGAUCAGAGAACUGAGAUGGUUGACAAAAUGACUGACAUGGUUGACAAAAUGACCGAGUUAAACACGCUAAUACAAGAGAUCUACCAAGACAAAGCAUACACCUAUCAUGUAUACAGAAAUAAACUUGUUACUAUUUUCCCAGAACUGAAAGAAGCUUUAUCAAGUACUGAGCGCUGAACAAAUACAUGUUCAACAAGCAAUAUCUUUCUUAUACUAAGAAAUGGCAGGAAUGUAUAUCAUAUUCGACUUUUUUUUAAUUGCUUCUUUGUGUACAUUGAUACAUGUUGUGUAUUGUAUACAUAUGUUUAAUCUUAAUACUGUAUCUUAUACUGUAAUGCGUAUGUCCAUUAUCUUCCCGCCGAACAUUUCAGUGGUCAUUAACAACACCAUAGAACUAGCAACACGUGUCUGUGUUAUAUAUUACAAGUGCAUGCUCUGUGUACAUAUUAAUAAGUAGACCCAUAAUACAACAAUGCAGAAACAAGAGCACCACUAGGCGGAGCAUUAUAUGCCCGAAAGUGUUUUUUUAGUAAGGAUGAAGCAUUUGUAAGACAUGGGAAUUAGCUGUUCAUCCUAUAAAAUGUUACAGCUGUAGGUUGAUUAAUACUUAAGUUAUUGAGCUGAAACUGUUUUAAACGUUAAUAGUGACUUUGACCUUAUGACCCCAAAAUCAAUAGGGGUCUUCUACCCAAUAUGGACAAUCAUCCCAA